AUGGCGAAAACACAUUUCAGUAGAGGUGAAACACAUUUGAAAUAUUUCAAGAACUAUUGUUCUCUCCCUCUUUAGUUGAUGGACUUCGACAAAAAUCAGUCUUCCUCAACAGUCAACAUUCUCCUGGCCAUUACAACAUUUUUUGGGAAUUCUCUCAUCACUGUUGCUCUUCGCAAAGAAUCUUUAAUUCCCUGCAUCCGCCGUCCAAACUCUUGUAUCGUUGUCUGGCAACAACUGAUCUGUUAUGGCGGUUUACGAACACUGGAGUCUUUGUCAAUACGAAAAUAGCGCGGCCUCUAUCAUCUGCAAGGCAGCUCCAGAAAAUCCACGGUAAUGAUUAUGUCAUAAGACGAGGAGGAAGAAGUGCAUUAUUAAACCCCAACAUUCACAGGGUCUAG
Messenger RNA from Pocillopora meandrina, 398 nucleotides. The record is from the annotation of a GenBank genome assembly. NCBI's taxonomy places the organism in Eukaryota, Metazoa, Cnidaria, Anthozoa, Scleractinia, Pocilloporidae.